Messenger RNA from Malania oleifera, 1157 nucleotides. RefSeq lists its product as uncharacterized. The record is from RefSeq and is a predicted model, not a curated record. Gene Ontology annotation, biological process: mitochondrial respirasome assembly. Lineage: Eukaryota; Viridiplantae; Streptophyta; Magnoliopsida; Santalales; Ximeniaceae. The transcript has 4 exons. The coding region runs from base 366 to 755 and encodes 129 amino acids.
GGACUCCUAAUCAUACUCAUAAGCAAUUCCUACUUUCGUAUUUCACACCAUCUCCGUCUCUCUCUCUCUCUCUCUCUCGUGCGCUAAAGUAUCCCCCCCAUCCGCCUCAGAUCUACAGCGCAGCUUGCUCCAGUAUCUACUGUCUUCCACUGAUCGAUUCCAGCCACGCUCUAGUUUGUCUUCUCUUUGUUCCUCUUGCGGCCGAAUUCAAAACCCUAGCAUUCUCUGAUUCCCUCUUUUGUUCGAGUACAAACCCCAAUUAACAGCAUUAAUCAUCUCAUUUCGCCGUCGGUCGGUGUAAGGAAUCGUUCGUUAUUGUUUCUGGUUCUGAAAGUUUUCUCGUGAAUUAUUCCCCAAUUUUCGUCAUGAAAGAAGGGAAAUCACUGAAGUUAAAUCUUCAGCAGCAACAGCAGCAUCAGAACGGGCACUUGUCUCCGUUUAAGUUCGCCAAGUUGCUUGAUCCAGAAGCUUCCUGGGACAAGGAUCAGUUGGGGGAUGUGUUGCAUUGGAUUCGGCAAGUGGUGGCCCUGCUAUGUGGGUUCCUAUGGGGCGCUGUUCCUUUGGUUGGGGGCAUAUGGAUUAUUGUAUUCCUGGCGCUAUCCUCCGGUAUUAUAUAUGGUUACUAUGCAAUGAUUCUAAAGAUUGAUGAAGAAGAAUUUGGCGGUCAUGGAGCCCUACUUCAAGAGGGACUUUUUGCUUCUAUAACACUCUUUUUGCUUGCAUGGAUUCUAGUAUACAGUUUGGUGCACUUCUGACGAUCGACCAUCCUGGCUUACCACAUCUCUCUCUCUCUCUCUCUCUCUCUCUCUCUCUCUCUCUCUCUCUCUCUCUCUCUCUCUCUCUCUCUCUGCAUAAGUUCAAUCAGGCUCAGUUGCGUGAUGCAUCAAUUGCUUAUGCACUUGAAACAAUUUUCUUUAUCGUGCAAACGUGCAGAUAUUGCAGAGCAUGGACAUUCUAGGUUUAAAUUAAUGGCAGAUAGAUGAUUCAUUUUCUUCAUUAUCCUCCUGGACAAUGUUACACAAUAGGGUCUGGUCUGGGAUUACCCCCCAUGUUAAAAAUUAUGCUUCAUAUCUGUAAUGAUUCAUGCAUCCCAUAAAUCAUAAUUUCAGAAACUAAUAAGCCCAUUCAGGAAAGAUAGUGUAGACACUUCUUGGCAA